GACGUCUUCAACAAGGAACUAUUUAGCAAGUGGAUACAAAUAUUAAUCUUUAUUACACACUUGACAUGUAGAAAAUGGAUCUAUUUAUUUCUUUAAAUAUGAAAAUAACUAUGAUUUUGUUUAUACUUAUAAUAAAAGUUGAACAUUAUGGAACAGAGGCGCAGCGGUUUGGGGAACUGUCUGUGGUCACUCCUACAUUUGUCAACAGAGAUAUGACAUUUCAUAUUUUGACGAAUAUUACGACAUUAAUCUGAAAAUCUCGAUGUAAUUAAAUGGAAAGUUCAAUAUAUGCAAAGAACAGAAUUCCAUGACAUCAGAUCUAUAUUUGCAACUGAAUAUAAGCACUACGAAAAAAGAGAUGGAGUGUGGAUGGAUGUUAAACGAGUCAACAAAAGUUUGGACAAAGCGCUUGUUUACGCCGAGUACAAUAAGAGUGUUUCAAAUACCAUCGUUGUUUCAUUGCAAGAAUUUGACAAUGAGUGUGGUCAUUUAUCCGUCUUUGAAUUUCCCAAAAAGAUUGGCGAUACUGCCCGGAUUGCAUACUAUCCAACACAAGACAUUCUAGAUCGUGAACAAGACUUUCACCGAGCAUGGCGCACGGCUCUCGGUGUCAUCAAACUCAAACGCGGUGCUUUCGAAGAAAAAGAUGUUUCGUUGAACAGGCAUUUCAUUCUUUCUAUUUUCAACAUUACUGAACGAACGGAAUAUUCACUGGAAUGUAAAAGAACACGCUCGUUGCCAAGGACUAAAAGUGUGUCCGUUUUUGUAGGUAACCCAGUUCUAGGCCCGCUUUGCUCAUUAGAUGGAUGUGUAAACUGUGUGUGUGUGAACCCCGGAGAGAGUGUUUAAUUGCAAGUCAUCUAGCGACGACGUUCAAAUACGAGUUGGAAACAACAGUUUGCCUUUUCAUAGGUUGUCACAGAGGAAUGAGAUCGUGUACACCACAAAUGGCGUGAAUAGUGCAUGGCAUAUGCAAACAAUUACAUGUUACGCUGGAUUUCAUGACAACUGUCGAACGAUUUUUCAAAACGAACAGGUCCCUCUACUUUAUAGUUCCACCCGCUGAGCUUUAUUUGAACAUCCCUAAGAAAAGGUUUGGAGAAUUAGUGAACAUAACAUGCACCGCAAAAAGCGGUAGACCCCCGUCUAAACUUCAGUUGACCAUAAAUAGCGAAAUAGCUGACGAUGCAGAGCAGAUUGACUUUUUGAACGAUUCAAGUCAUUUGUACACUAGUAGAUUAGUUAAACAGCUUCAUUUGGAUAGACGUUUGAGCAAUACAGCAGUCAAUUGUACGUCUAUUGCAACAACAAAUAAUCAGAAGCAUACGCAAGUAAAUUCCACUAGCCAGAUUCUUUCUUACGCAUAUCCCCCGUCUCGUCUGAAUAUGACCAGACCACCGAAUCCUGACCAUGUUGCCUCUUGGUACCAGUUUCAUAUUGGUUGCAAAGCAUAUGACUCCACAGAUGAUUGCAGAAUUGAGUGGUCUUCUGACAAAAAUUGUUUUGACAUACAUAACACAACAAAGUCCAAACAAUUAUAUGACAUCGGUUCUUGGAUUUACGUCAACGUAUCACCGAACACGACAGAAUUUAUGAUCAGUUGCCAUGUUGUCUGUCAUGAAUAUAAUGUUUCCAUGAAGGAAGAUUUCAUUGUGGAAAUAACAGCAUUUACCUCUGGAGGAAUAUCUUCGUUGACGCCUAGUGGAGAUAAAGACACUGGAAAUAUAGUCGAUGAAAGCAGUUUCCCAAUACGUUUUGCUUGGAUCGGUUCUCUGGCAGCUUCUGUAGUGGUUGUCAUUAUUGCUACCGUUGUAAUCACCGUCAAAGUUGUUCUGUAUUCUAUAUCCAGGAAACGGCAAAAGGCAAGCCAACCGAAAACACAAGAGAUACAACAGAACGAGAUACCUCCGGCCGCUUGCCGCGGACAAUGGGUAGAUGGUGAUCCAAUCAAUGAUAAUGAACGUCAAUUUCAAAUGGCAUAUCCACAAAUUGAAGAACAGGGUGCUACUGGUUCGGAUAUCGUAUACGCCGAUCUCGACAUAGAUUUUCUCGAAAAGUGUAGGGCAUUCGCCACGAAACCAGACUGCUAUGAGCCUACAGAGUAUGCCGAUGUGGCAACGACACUUGAAAUGAUAGAGGAGCCAGACUAUAUCAAUGUGGGAGAGUUCUCCUAUGACCAUCUUCAAUAGCCAAAACGGGGGUUAUGGCCGGCUAGCUAAGGCGAUAGAGCGCUGUCUCAAAUUUGACAACACUGAAAUACUGUUGAAAGCGGCGAAAGCCAUAAAUAUACAAACAAACAAAACAUUUGCAAAAUAGAGCAAUUGCUUCUAUGUAAGUAAUAAUAAAACUGAUUAAAUAGAGCAAUUGCUUUGAUGCAAGUAAUAACAAAACUGACUAAAUGUGCAUAUUGUAUAUUAUGAGGAAAGAAUAACCGUUUGGUGUGGUUGUGUAAAUCUGUAGGAAUGCUAUAUAUAAAUUGUGCCAGAACUGAACAGUAAGAUAAAAAAGUUACUUUGUGUUAUUAUAAAGUAAUUUUAAAAAUUAUGUUUGACAUCGGGAUAACGUGUGACAGCUGUUUUAAAUGGAUAAACUAAAACAAUCAGUUUUCUAUAUUUCUAGUUGUUUAAAUAUGUUGAAAAUGAGAAUAAUAUUACUCAAAAUGCAUGUAAUUAGUUGUUAGAAAUAAUGAAAGUGUGCUGUGCUGAGAGAAACGCUUCGAAUCAUUGUCCACAUAUGAUUUUAAAACCGCAAACAAUGAAAAAUGUGAAAUAUCAAAUAAAGAGUAACAACAAAAGUGCUCGCUAUUCUUAGGUUAUUUUAUUUUGAAAAUGUGUUAUGUAUCCAGUCUAAAUGUGGCAUUAUAAAGGAUUGCUAUACAAAGAAGUGUGUGUUUAUAUUAAAAUAAGUCCUUAAAUCAGCAAUUGAAUAAAAGAAGACUUUUAAGGGUGAAUUAUAUUUUGAACUUACAUCAGUAGAACCUUCCUAGACAACAAGAACUCUUCAUAUUUAGUCGAAUAUGUGUAUGCUGUGUUGUGUUUGUUGGUUUUUUGCAUAGAAACCGUGACUUAAGAUACAUUGGUAUUGCAGCAUGUAUACGUUUCUAUUUUGUAAUGUUUUUUGUAAAGUAUUUGUAAUGAUAUCCACUGACCAUAUGCAACUUAUGUUUGUUUAUUUCUGUUAAAAUCUUUGAACUUUUCAACCAUUUGUUGUUAAACUUUUGACAUCAAAUUUGCAUGGUAUGAGUGAAACGACAUAUAUUAUUUUACUUUAAAACGGAAAAAGAAGGAAUAAUUCAUUUAUUUGCAUUACAACUUGUGCAUAUUUUUUGGAAAUGCUUAGUAUGGUGUCAUAUAUUUAAGUCAAUAAGUUUCGCGAAGUUAAGCUCGCUGACUGCAAAUCGUACUAAAAAAUAUUCGUGUUAAAUCUUAUCUGUGGUAAUAUUUAUCUUAAUAUUAAGUUAUGGUUUACGAAAAUGUUUAAGUUUUUAAGCAGUAAUUUAUUUCCCCUUGACUUGCAGACAGAAAUUGUUGAAUAGAUCACUAAUGGAUAAUUUGGUAACAUUAAGAGAUUUCAUACAGGCAUUGACGUAACGUGUAUAUGGGGUAAAAAGUUAAAAAAAAUCAAAAAGAUCGUGUUGUUACUGGCUUUUUCACUAUAUGAGUUUUUAUGAAAAAAAUAUUAUAAUAAAUGUGUAUAUCAAUAUUAAAGAACGUUUGACUAUUUUGGUUAUUCAUGUCUCUUACUCCAUCACUAUUCUAUCUUAUUUUAUAAUUCAACGCCACCCAUUUACCAUCAUAUUGAUAGUUGUUGUUGUUUAUGUUUUUUAAAUCAGUGUAUGGUGAAUAUAUUAUUAUAUAAUAAGUUUUUGUACCUUCCUGUGUUGACAUUUUGACAUUAUUGAUGUUGUCACAGUACCACGUACUUGUCUUUAUAUACUUUUUUGCUUUUAUUUCUAUAUUCCCCUGACAUAAACAGACUUAUCUAGGCACAAUAUACAAUUUACGUAAAUGGUAUAAUUUUUAAUAUUAAUGUAUUUCUGUGUAAAUAUGUUUAUAUUAUGCUCGAGUGUAAUUCGAAUAAAUGCCCGUUUUCUCUCUA
Molecule: messenger RNA, 4098 nt
Organism: Dreissena polymorpha
Lineage: Eukaryota; Metazoa; Mollusca; Bivalvia; Myida; Dreissenidae
Exons: 12
Coding region: 1002-2189 (395 amino acids)
Source: RefSeq, a predicted model, not a curated record